Messenger RNA from Planococcus citri (citrus mealybug), 3530 nucleotides. Its product is annotated as fibroblast growth factor receptor 2-like. The record is from RefSeq and is a predicted model, not a curated record. Bases 18 to 1046 code for a protein of 342 amino acids. The transcript has 6 exons. Gene Ontology annotation, biological process: protein phosphorylation; multicellular organism development; positive regulation of kinase activity. Lineage: Eukaryota; Metazoa; Arthropoda; Insecta; Hemiptera; Pseudococcidae. Gene Ontology annotation, cellular component: plasma membrane; signaling receptor complex. Gene Ontology annotation, molecular function: ATP binding; transmembrane receptor protein tyrosine kinase activity.
UACCUAAUAUCUCAAUUAUGGUUGAUAAUGAAUAUUCAAGACCUACAGCUAAAACAUCAGCAGAGACAGAAUACUUGUUACCAUUUGAUGGAAAAUGGGAGUUCCCCAGAGAGAAUUUAUCUCUUGGAAAUGAUUUGGGAGAAGGCGAAUUUGGUAAAGUGGUUCAAGCAGAGGCGUUGGGAAUUUUGCAGGAAACUGUUGUCACUACUGUUGCAGUCAAAAUGUUGAAGGAUGAUCACUCUGAUGAAGAUAUGAUUGAUUUAGUAUCUGAAAUGGAGUUAAUGAAAUUAAUUGGCGCACAUGUCAACGUUCUACAGCUCUUGGGGUGUUGCUCUCAAGAUGGUGAAUUACUUAUCAUUACUGAAUUUGCUCCACAUGGAAAUUUACGAGACUUUCUUAGGGACCAUUUACCUUCUGCCAAGAAUAAACACACAUUCAAAUUAUCUCAGAAUACUCUGCUAAUGUUUGCUCAACAAGCAGCUAAAGGAAUGGAGUAUUUGGCCACUAAAAAGUGUGUGCACCGCGAUCUUGCUGCGCGAAAUGUUCUAGUGUCCAACAAUUACAUCAUAAAAAUAGCGGACUUUGGCCUUGCAAGGGAUAUUCGUAAUAAAGACUACUACCGGAAGGAAGCAAAAGGCAGAUUACCAGUGAAAUGGAUGGCUCCUGAAGCACUUGGUCAUGGUCUUUACUCAACGCAAUCUGACAUAUGGUCGUACGGUAUAUUACUGUGGGAGAUUCUAACGUUGGGAGCAACACCUUAUCCUUCAUUUCCAGAUUUAGGAAAAUUAUUCCAGGCUUUACACUCAGGGUAUAGAAUGGAAAAACCCCCUAACUGCUCUGUUAAGCUGUACAGUCUAAUGCACAAAUGUUGGAGUUACAUCCCAGAAGACCGUCCUUCAUUCACAAUGAUUGCCAAUGCUUUGGAGGAUAUAUUAUCAAAGAAUGCCAAUGAUGAGGUACUCCAGCGAUGUAAUGUUUAUUGGCCGCAGAGACAUGAGUGUACCUCGAGUGAUGUAGAAAAUCCAGCAGAUCUUUUACAUGACUGAUCAAUUUUCAAUAGUUUGCUAUGGGUGUUAUUCAUUAGGUUAUAAUUGAAGACGUCAUAACAAAACGGGGUAUAUAUGACACAUAUGUCAUUUUUGAGACGAAUCCAUAUUGUUAUUCUUCAGACCUUCCUCUAUCAUAUGAGACCACCCCCACUUCACAAAGUCGAAAAACCAGUGAGAUAUCGCCAUUUUAAAACUGUAAAGUCGAUGAAAAAUUUACUUUUUCAGAGAUAAUGGGUUACUCAUGGUUGAUUUUGUGUUGUCAACCAAUAUAUACCUGGUUUAAAUCCAAAAAUUUGCUCAAAAACAUUUUUAAAUCAAUAAAAAAAUUUAAAAAAAAAUUGGCCAAACUUACCGCUAACCAGGGGCGAAGCGUGUGUGUAAGCCAGUAAGCCGGGCUUACACGAGAAAAAGAAAAAAAAGAAAAAAGAAAAUAUUAUUUCAGUAGGUACAGAAAUUGUACAGAAAGUUUAAAAUUUCGAAUCGCGAAAUGAAAAAUCAAAAUUAUUUAUUAAAAUAUGGGGUUGGGGUAGGCAACCUGUUCUGCUGGAAGCCCUAUUCGUUCGGCUUCAAUCGAAGCUGGUUGAGUCGUUCUGACGCAUGCGCAUACAGUCGUAAGUGGUAGUGAAGGGUGAAGAGAAAGAGUUGUCAUUGGGCGUGUUAGUGAAGCCGGCUUCCAGCUCGCUUUUUUUCACAUUUUUAAACAUUGUUGAAUUGCUCAAAUUGUUUUGUACCAAAAACGUUUGGGUAAAACAUUUUUUCCCAGGUUGUUUAAACAUUUUUUUUCAACACCAAAAAAACGUAAUUAAUUUGUCAAAAUUGAAUGAAUUAAAUUUUCUUUGCAAUCUUCAAGAUGAAUUUUGAAAAUUUUGGUUCCUAGUCUUAAUUUUCAACUUUGAAGGCCUGACUCAGCCUAAUUUUGAAUCAAAAUUCAAUUUACAAACAAGCUGUGAAAUCAAGAAGUUUUUUGCAACACUAGCUGUUUUUAAUUUGCAAAUGUUGUUUGGUUUGGCUAAUUGUUACGAGUAUAUGUAAAUCAAACUAUUAUAAGUAUCAUAAUUUUAGGGGUCAUUUUUUCAAAUAAAAUAAUUGAUACUUUCAAUUUUGAUACUCCUGCAGCUUUCUAGCUUACAUGCCAACUUUUUCACGCUUCGCCACUGCCGCUAACACACAGUUUCUUCCAGACUGAUGGGGCAUAGCAUUUCAUAUACCUAGUUAGAUAGUGAGAAAAUAAGAUAAAAUCGUCACCAUGUUCAAAUAUGCACAUUUCUAAACUUCACAAGCACUCAAACUUUCAAACAGUUUUUUCUCAAAAUACAACUUUCACACAUAUGUCCUUUUUGCUAUGACGUCUUCAAUUACAUUACAUAUCCUGACACACUCUGUGAAUGGAUGGUGUAGGAUGGAUCACGAAAAAACAUUUUUUUAAAAAUUAUGUUUAAGAAUUUCGACCAAAUUCAGUGGAGACUUUCAUUUUGAGUUGUGAAAAAUUAGGGCUCCGGAGAAGCCCCUUUUUCUUCUCAAAUACAUACUUCGCUUCAAUUGUGUUAGAAUACAUAAUUAUGGAAAGCUAUUAUUUCUGGAACUUACAAUUGGAUACAUUUCAGUUUUUGAAAUUGACAAUAAUGGCCAAGAAGUUGGCAACGCUGCGUUCUAAAAUAUUUUUCCAAUUUCAGAAAUCAUAUUUUUUGAUGGUUUGGCCUGAUUAAUGUGAAAUAUUUGAGAAGAAAACAUAUUUUUCAAAACACGAAUUACCCAACAAAAAAAAUGAACAAGAACUUAGAGUUCUGUGUAGCUCGACUGAUGAAGAAAAUCCAGCAGAUCUUUUACUUGAAUGAAUAGUCGUAAUUUACCAUGUUUUGGAGUAAAUAUUACUCAUGAGGUUAUAAUAGGUAAUUAGUUAGGUAGGUACAUACUCUGAGACACUGUGAAUAGAUGGUAGGAUGGGUCACAAAAAAAUGCAAGAAAAAACCGUGUUUGGGGAUUUUGACCGAAUUCAGUGGAGACUUUCAUUAUGAGUUGAGAAACAAUUAGGGCUGAUUUUUUUGGACAGCAAUGACCUAAUUCGAGCGACGUAAAAUUUCAAAUACUACAAUUUUGGAACUGAGCCGUUUCUAAAAACCCAUGAAUUUUUCUUAAAUGCACCUCUUUGAAGGACCCCAUAGGCCUAUCUUCCCUCCAAGAGCACUUCCGGAUCAAAAAAUUUUCUGAAUGACUUUCUACUCAAAAUGAAGAUCUCCACUAAAUUUGGGCUACAUUUUUCGAAAUUAUUUUUCGAGAUCGAUCCUAAUGUGUGGAUAGAUAUCCUCGCAUUGUAGUACGAUACGAGUGUAAUUUGUGAUCUCCGGUGAAAAUAAUUAAAUGUAGGUACUGUAUCAGUAGAAUUGUGUAUUGAAUUAUGUAAUUGUACUCCACUAAUAAUUGUAAAUAUUUAAACUCAUUAGUCAUUAUGCGUGUACCUAGUACCUAUACCUACAUAAUAUA